Postia placenta MAD-698-R-SB12 is the source of this 749-nucleotide messenger RNA. RefSeq lists its product as hypothetical. Bases 181 to 567 code for a protein of 128 amino acids. NCBI's taxonomy places the organism in Eukaryota, Fungi, Basidiomycota, Agaricomycetes, Polyporales, Adustoporiaceae. The record is from RefSeq and is a predicted model, not a curated record. The transcript has 5 exons.
GUGCCUGUCACAUUCGAUCUCUGUCUUAGAAUAGCGAAGAUGCUCCCGACGUUCAUUCUCACUCGCACAUUUGCCAUUUCGGCGUUGCUUUUCGGAGCAUUCAAUAUCGUAUACGCAGCUCCACUGCCGUCAGUCAUCGACACCGUGAUGCUGUAUAGGGACUGCAGACAGCCGGGCUGCAUGGAUGCCGUGUCCCCCUCCGCGUCUACGGCGGGGUCUGCUCCGGCAGGGGAUGUCAUUGAUUUGAGAUCACCCGCGGUUUCUGACGGCUACACCCAGUUCGAUGAAAUCGUUGCUGAGCCUCGUGAGCAGAGCGCUGGCAGCGUCACCGUUCCCGUUCUCUUCGCACCUGUCCCAGAGCCCGAACUGGCUUCCCAAGAAGUCUUGUCUACCGGGGCAUUGGGUGCAGUUGCUUCCUCUGUCGCGCCGGAUCAGCCCACCGAAGCGACAAGUGCCGUGGGCAGUUCACAAGCAGGCGCGCUUGAGGUCGCCGGAAAUCCGCAGCAUUACAAACGGGCGCCGAGCGAAGAUUCCACAGACUCGUGCCGUCAGGACGGCUGUAUGUGAUUGACCAGGAAGAGCAUACCCGCUGCUUGUUACCGCGGUUCCGUCGAUACUUCUUCGAAUUAUCCUGCACCGGUGGCCUAAACGGUCGUCCUCCUUCUUGCCUCGCCCUCCAUGGUCGGACACUCUGCCUUCUGUUUCGUCUGUAGCACACAUGGUUGGCGAUGGAUAUGUACACUUCACUU